Molecule: messenger RNA, 1675 nt
Organism: Juglans microcarpa x Juglans regia
Lineage: Eukaryota; Viridiplantae; Streptophyta; Magnoliopsida; Fagales; Juglandaceae
Exons: 1
Coding region: 171-1292 (373 amino acids)
Source: RefSeq, a predicted model, not a curated record
ACCUUUCCCCCCCAUUAAUUCCUUCCUUUCUUUCCUUGAUCACUUUCUUCCCGUGCCUCUUCCCCUAGCUUUUUCCUUCCAUCAUCAUUCACACCAACAUCUCUCUCUCUCUCUCUCUCUCUCUCCAUGGCCUAAACCAGAGCUCAGGCUCAAGCUCAUGCUCUAGACCGAUGGCUGCAAGCGUCGUAACAUUCUUCAACAAGUUCCUUUCCAUCUUCAUCCUCCUCCUCCACCUUGGUUGCUUCAUUUUCAGCACCAACUCCGACCACAGACAUUCGAAGAAGCGGAAAGCUUCUCACCUCCUUCUUCCCUCUGCUUCCAAACCCAGCAAAGCUCUAUCCACCUCUUGGUCCUUCUGCAAACGUAUCUUCUCCUCCAUAUCCUGCAAAAACAGUUCCAAGCAAACCCAUCCGACUACUCCCACCACCCUAUCCUCCGCCAGAUCAUCACAGCAUUCCGUUGCCCCCAUCAUCGCCCCAGAAACCCACUUAUCGCAUUCUCCUCGUAAAAGUCCACCCCCAGAAUCCGACAUCUCGGCAGAUAACCCAUUCUUUCCUCUGCGAAACGAUAUCUUCCCCUGCACAGCCUGCGGCGAAAUCUUCCCGAAACCCCAGCUCCUCGAACAACACCUGGCAAUCAAACACGCUGUGUCGGAGCUCGCAGAUGGAGAUUCGGGGAAGAACAUUGUCCGGAUCAUAUUCAAAACGGGAUGGACCGACAACGUAAAGAGCCCGAAAAUCCAUCGGGUUUUGAAGAUCCAUAACAGCCCGAAGAUACUUUCGAGGUUCGAAGAGUACAGAGAGUCGGUGAAGGCUAAAGCUGCGCGAAACGGUGGCGUUAGGAGAAGAGACGAGAGGUGCAUAGCCGACGGGAAUGAGAUGUUGAGGUUCCACUGCUCGACGUUCCUAUGUGAUCUAGGACUCGAUGGGAAUUCCAACAUUUGUAACCAGCAGUACUGUAGCGUGUGUGGGAUUAUCAAGUCCGGAUUCUCACCCAAGUUGGACGGGAUUUCCACGCUAUCCACGAGCUGGAGAGCACACGAGGCAAUUCCGGAAGAGAUCGAGGAGGAGUUCAAGUUCAUGAAUGUGAAACGGGCAAUGCUGGUUUGCCGGCUAGUGGCCGGUAGGAUCGGAUGCGAGUCGGAUGAUGACGUGGACAAGGAGGACGGCGGGUUUGACUCGGUCGCCGGGAGGAGUGGAAGUGGGGCACAUACGAGAGUGGACGAGGAGGAGUUGUUGGUGUUUAAUCCGAGGGCUGUGCUUCCUUGCUUUGUGAUUGUGUAUACUGUGUGAGUACCGCGAAUCAUAGAUCCUACGUACGGUUCUUAUUUUCUUAAUCAUGGAUUGUAAUUCUAGAUAUGCGGUGGUGGUUGUCUACUGCUUCUUACAAGUUUUGAUUAGUCUGUGACCCAGAAAUGGUCACAGGCUCAAACCCACCGUAAUGAGUACGUACCAGAAGUGUCAGGUGUCAGUCCCACGUGAUAAACUUCGCGCCCUUAGUCAUUAGGAUAAGUACUUUGUAUUACGAGGUUGUGAGAGAUAUUUAUCACCAUGCGAAAUGGGCAACCUAAGCAGCUCCAAAGAAGUGGUUUAGGGUCAAUUCUAGGAUCAUGGUCCCUUUUAAUGUGUAUGUAUGUCUUAACUUGAUGGAUGGAAUCGAGCUUUUAACCAAGAAA